AUGAGUAAAGCAGGUAGGAUGGAUAAUGCAAAUGGUGAAGAGUCUGAGGUCAGCGAGUCAGAGAUUGAUGACUAUUCUGAGAAACCAUACCUGCGGUUGCAGAACGGUGAGCUCAAGGUUAAGGUGAACGGAAUGCUGAGAUGCCCGUUUUGUGCAGGCAAGAAAAAGCAAGAUUACAAGUACAAGGAGUUGAUUGCACAUGCUUCUGGGGUUUCCAAAGGAUCUUCCAACAGAAAUGCUAAACAGAAGGCUAAUCAUCUCGCCUUGGCAAUGUUUUUAGAGAAGGAGCUUGCUGGUGAUGCAGAACCUGUUCCACGCCCUCCGGUUCCUCAGUCUAACGGGUCGGAAGUAAAACCGGGUGACAUCUAUGUCUGGCCAUGGAUGGGGGUUGUCAUUAAACCCUUGGAAGAAACCGAUGACAAGGAAUUUCUACUUGAUUCGGCUAAUUGGUUGAAGAGGCUUUCUAGAUUCAAUCCUGUUGAGGUGAAUGCCUUUUGGGUCGAACAAGAUUCGGUUGUUGGGGUUAUUGCUAAAUUUAAAAACGACUGGAGUGGGUUUGGGAGUGCAACAGAGCUCGAGAAGGAAUUUGAGAACCAAGGUUGCAGCAAAAAGGAGUGGAUGGAGAAGAGAGGAGAUUUCGAGUCCAAGGCCUAUGGCUGGAUUGCACGUGCAGAAGACUAUAACUCUGAAGGGCCAAUAGGUGAGUACCUCUCCAAGGUGGGAAUGCUAAAAACGGUUUCAGAUAUUUCUCAAGAAACAGCGCAGGAUAGAAACAAUGUUCUGGAAGAACUUUCAAAUAUAAUUGCUAUCACAAAUGAAGAUCUGAACGAGGUUCAGUACAGUUACAACAAGACCGCAAUGUCGCUGCAGAGGGUCUUAGACGAGAAAAAAACCUUGCACGAAGCUUAUGCAGAAGAAACAAAGAAGAUGCAGCAGAUGUCACUUCUCAACAUUCACAGGAUCCUAGGAGAAAAAGAGAAGCUAAGCAAUGAACUGGAGAAAAAGAUGAAGGCAUUGCAGGAGCGGUCCAAAAGUUUGGACAAAAAAGAAGCAAUUACUGAACUGGAGAGACAAAAGCUUGAUGAAGACAAGAAAAAGAGUGAUGCUAUGAACCUUUCCCUCCAGUUAGCCACCCGUGAGCAGGAAAAGGCUGACGAGAGCGUUUUAAGACUUGUAGAAGAGCAUAAGAGGCAAAAAGAAGAGGCUUUGGACAAGAUCCUUCAGCUUGAGAAGCAGCUAGACAUCAAACAGACACUGGAAAUGGAGAUUCAAGAGCUGAAAGGCAAAUUACAAGUGAUGAAGCAUUUGGGGGAUGACGAUGAUGAGGCGGUCAAGCAGAAAAUGAAGGAGAUGAAUGUUGAACUGGAGGACAAAAAGACUGAGUUAGAAGACCUAGAGCAGAUGAACUCAGACCUGAUGACAAAAGAACGUCAAAGCAAUGAUGAAAUACAAGCAGCGCGGAAAAAAUUAAUUGCGGGUUUGACAGGAUUGUUGGGUGCCCAAACUGAUAUAGGGAUAAAAAGGAUGGGAGAGCUUGAUGAGAAACCCUUCCUGAAUGUUUGCAAGCGAAGAUAUUCUGCAGAUGAAGCUACGGUUGAAGGUGCCACCCUUUGCUCUACAUGGCAGGAAAAAGUCAAUGAUUCAUCAUGGCAUCCUUUCAAACAUCAAGGAACCGGGAUCAAAGCAAAGGAAGUGGUAGACGAAGAGGAUCAGCAGCUGAAGAAGCUUAAAGGAGAGUGGGGAGAAGAGGUGCAUAACGCAGUUAAAACAGCUCUGGAGGAGUGGUCGGUACACCACCCCAGAACUUUGGAAUUUCAAAGCAGGAAGGCGAGCAACAUUAAAGGAAGUGAUUGCUUUCAUUUCGAACGACAUCAAAACUGCGAAACGCAAAAGAACCUGAAGCCUGGAGGGAUGGAGCCAUGGAGUAAGAAGAAGAAGGAAUGGUUAAGCUUUAUGUCUAUUAAGUAA
Molecule: messenger RNA, 1968 nt
Organism: Thlaspi arvense
Lineage: Eukaryota; Viridiplantae; Streptophyta; Magnoliopsida; Brassicales; Brassicaceae
Source: the annotation of a GenBank genome assembly